Molecule: messenger RNA, 3744 nt
Organism: Prorocentrum cordatum
Lineage: Eukaryota; Dinophyceae; Prorocentrales; Prorocentraceae
Source: the annotation of a GenBank genome assembly
AUGCAGGGCAGCGGCAUGUUGCUGGACACGCAGGACCAGGUGCUCUGCACCUCCACGCGGCCGGGGUCAACGUGCGGUUUCGAGCUCAGCUUCCACGUCGCAGACUUCGACAAGGAGGUCAACCGGACCCAGGAGAGGUGGGGGCGCCUGCUCUUGGGCAUCACGGGGCCUGUAACGCGCGUGACUAUGCUGGACGAGCUGGGCUGGGCAGUGCGGCUGGAGGUGCAGUCGUGGGUGCAGCGCCAGCUGCAGGGGGCUUUCCAGUGUGACGCCGCAGGCGGCGUCCCGCGAUGCCGCCUCUGCGGGCGAGCCGCGGAGACGGUGGCGCAUCUCUUCCACCAUUGCCUGGAGUGGCAGCGGCUGUUGCAGCGCCGAGUGGAGCAGGUCGACGGCCUCAGCACGCCAGAGGCUGGGGCCGUGGGGCUGAUGGGCAGGUGGCCUGGCAUGGCUGUCCUGCUCGCGCUGCUGCUCCCCGGCCAUGGGCUCCCCGCUCGCUUCUCAGCCGCCGUGCUGGGUGACGCUGGCUUGCGCGUGAUCUAUGCAGGCAACUUCGGCGACGGCGCCGACGAGCAACGCGAGAGUGCCCCGCUCUUCUCGCUGGCCAGCUGCGCCGACGCCGAGUCGUCCGCGCAGCCGGCCAGCUUCCAGCUGCCGCUGUACCCGGAGCAGCGCCGGACCCUCGGCUGGAUGCGGCAGCGUGAGGAAGAGCACCUGGAGUACCUGUCCCGGGAGCUGCACGGCCGGCAGUGCGUGAAGACGGACAUCGGGGUCGAGAUCCGGGUGGACCGCCACUGGCAGCGCGUCCGCGGGGGGAUCUUGGCCGACUCCGUCGGCUACGGGAAGACUGCCUGCAUGAUCGGGCUCAUUCAGGCUAUCGCCGCCACGGCUGGCCGCCGCUCGGACAACUGGGCAGCAUGGAUCCCUGGAGGGCACCGUGGGUCAGGUAUCCCGCCGCGGCGCGCCCGCGCGGCUGCCGCCACCGUCGCCGCCGUCCGCGGCAUCGUCGCGCCCGCCACAGGGCCCCCAAGGGCGCCGGGCGGCGUGCCCAUGGCGGCCCCCGGGCCGACGCUGCCGCGACGCGACUGCGCGGGCGCCGCGGCCGCGGCGGCGGCCUGGCGCGCCGCGGAGGCGGCCGCCUGGGACUGCCACCCCGCGAGGCCGCGCGCGCCCGCGCGCCCGCGCGCGAAGGCUGGCGGUGGGCCCGCGGCGGCGGCGCCCGCGCGCGCCCGCGGCGCCGAGCGGGGCGGCGCCGAGCGGAGCGGCGCCGGGCGGGGCGGCGCCGGCGGGGCGGCGCGCCGAGGGGCCGGCGGCGGGGCCCCGGCGGCGGGGCCCGCCGCCGCGCGCGGCGCGCUCGGCACGGCGGCGGAGGCGGCGCUGUCGGGCGAGGAGGCUGCGCACCUGCGGGUGCUUACCGAGGCCAUCGAGGAGCUGGAGGCCCUGAGCCAGGCCUGGAACGGGGUGCCCGCCACCGGCGUGGUGGACGGUAAGCCGCUGGUGCCGACGCUGGUGUCCCAGGACACGGCCUUGCGUGAGAGGCUGAAGGGCUGCCCGUUCGGAGACCCCUCCGACGUCGCGUCCGUACGGCUCUCGGCGAGCCGAAACACACUGGCGCAGGCGCACGCGAGCGCCUCCCGCGCAGCCAUCCGGGCGCAGCUUGGGCGCGUGAUGUGGGAGGUGCGGUGCUCCGAGGCGCUGCUGAGGAGCGAGGAGGACGAGGCGAAGGACCGCGCAACAAGGCCAGAGAAGCCGAAGAAGCUGGACCCCAAGGAGGCCCUGGGCGGCUCGCUGGUGGGGGCCGCGGUGCUGCACAUGCGGCUCCUCGAGCUGGCAGCCGCCCGCGAGCUGCUCCGGCGCGCCGCCGUGCUUGGCUGCACUGACCAGCGCCUGGCCCUGCUGGGCUGCUGCAGCGCGCAGCUCCAGGCCCCGCGGGACCCGGAGCUGCUGGGCGGGCUGCCGGCGCUGCUGGGCAGCGGCGUCGAUGCCGCUCUGCUGGGCGAGGUGCGGCGCGCGAUCCUCGGCGCCGGCUACACUGCGGCCGGCGUGCUGGGGGCCACGGGCUGCAGCUCUUUGGCAGCGCUCGCGCACCCGGACGCCCUGACGGACCGCACCGAGCGCCUGCUGCUGCAGCCGGGCGAGGCCUCCCUGCGUCUCGCCGACCUCGUGCGAGUCUUCUUGCUGCACAGGGUGUUGCCCCUGGCGCGCCUCCGCGAGCUCCUCGGUCGCGGCCCGUGCGGGCUGCUGCUGAGGCUGCGGCUGCUCGCGGCCACAGAAAGCGCGAAAAGUCUACAUUGCCCGCUGGUGCCGGCGGCUGCUGCGGACGGUGCGCUCGAGGCAGAAGGCUGUGGCGGACUGCAGGCCUUCUCGAACGUUUCGCUCUGGCCGGUCGAAGACGACCUGCUGAUCGUCACGGAUGUCACGCAGACCUUUUCAUCAGAGGAGGUGGAGCCAGUGCAGCACCUGACGGAGAGUUCCUUGGCGUUGGCACUCGCGGCGCCGCGGCGGAGGGUGGGCUCCUUGCUGGACGUCUGUUGCGGCAGCGGCGUCCAGGGAAUCGUGGCGCUCAGGCACUACGCCGACAGGGCGACCUUCGUGGACCUGAACCCUCGUGCGGUCGCGUUCACGCGGUUCAACCUCGCCCUCAACGGCAUGUCCGACAGGGCGGACGGAGUCCACCAGGGAAGCGUGUACGAGGCCUUGCCGGAAGCGACGGGCAAGUUCGACGCCGUGCUGGCCAGCCCUCCCAGCGCCCCGAACCCGCAGAAGAUCGCGGCCGAGCUCUGUGGCAUGCACACCGACGGCGGCGACUCUGGAGAUGAGGUGGUGGCGGCAGUGGUGGCGGGUGCGCCCAGGAUCUUGGCGCCUGGCGGCUGGCUCGCGCUGGCGGCCAGCACGACCUCCGCGCAGGAGCUGCCCGCGAGGCUCCAGGAGCUCUGCCCAGGCCUCCGCGGGCUCGUCUUCUGCGGCGCGGCGGCGCCCGUGCCCGACAGGGCCGCCAUCGCCAGCCCGGCGGAGAGGCAGCUCUACGAGGCGGCGCUCCGGCGGGCCGGCAUCACGACGCUGGCGGAGGUGGUAGCGCUGCUGUCGCCAGGCCCAGGCCCUGCCGCGGGCCCGCGGGCCGCGCCGGAGGCGGUGGCCCUCUGCGGCGAGCCGAGGCCGAGCCUCUGGGCGGACCAGCCCUUCCUGCGGACCCGGGUGCGGGAGGCCUUCGCGGCGCGCGCCGCCGGGCAGGAGGGGCCCGCGGCGGGCGCGCCCGAAGGCGGGGGCAUGCCGGCCGAGUGGAGGGAACACUGGAGACCCUCGGCCUGUGGUGCCCGGCCGAGGGGCCCGCGCACCAGGAUUCAAGACGGCCCGUCGGCGGAGGCUGGCGCCGGUCGCCGCGGCGCUUCCGCCCAGGACAUCGGCUUCCUGCAGAGCCUGCUGGAGCAGGGAGUCCCCUGCAGCCUGCCGGGGUUCCAUGCCUGGCUUCUUCCCCGCCGAGCACGUGGUCCCUGGGCCGGGCUGGGACGAGGCGGCGCAGGACCUGCAGACGCUGCGUUCCACCCUGUACGCGGCCAGGGCGCUGCAGAGGGUCGCGCUGGCGACCGGGCCCGGCUGACUGAGCGCGUGCUCCGCAUCCUCCCCUGCCCAGGUUCUCGCUCACACUCCGCCUCUCCGCUCCUUCGCCCCCUGUCUCUGAGUCUUCCCCUGGCCAUCGCAUUCUCCCUACCUCGCUUCCGCGCUGGCCUCAUGCGCGAUCCUAUCUAG